UGUCAUCACCAGCUACUGUUCCGUCGGCGCGUCGCACGGAUGUGACGUCAUCUCGGGUUCUCUCUAUCCUGGCACACAGAGCAGUGUGGAGGCCUAGUCGCCGGCCACAGACAUGGGAAAAAAGGGAAAGAAGGAGAAGAAGGUGAAGGGGGCAGAGAAGACAGCUGCUAAGAUGGAAAAGAAAGUUUCCAAGAGGUCCAAAAAGGAUGAGGAGGAUCUGGAAGCUUUGAUAGCGGAAUUCCAGUCUCUGGACGCGAAGAAGACACAAGUCAUAGAGACGCCAUGUCCUGCGCCCAGUCCAAGGUUAAACUCCUCUCUGACACCCCACCCAGAGCGGGAUGAGCUCAUUCUCUUUGGAGGUGAAUAUUUCAAUGGCCAAAAAACUUUCCUAUACAAUGAGCUGUACAUAUAUAAUAUUAGGAAGGACAGCUGGUGUAAGCUUGACAUCCCGAACCCUCCUCCACGGCGGUGUGCACAUCAGGCCGUGGCCGUACCCCAGGCAGGCGGGCAGCUGUGGGUCUUCGGAGGAGAGUUUGCGUCGCCCGACGGGGAGCAGUUUUACCACUACAAAGAUCUCUGGGUGCUUCAUCUCUCUACUAAAACCUGGGAACAGAUCAAAGCUACAGGCGGUCCAUCAGGAAGAAGUGGACACCGCAUGGUAUACACAAAGAGACAGCUGAUGGUCUUUGGAGGAUUUCAUGAGAGCACACGAGAUUACAUUUAUUACAAUGACGUGUACACAUUCAACUUGGACUCCUUCGCAUGGAACAAGGUCUCGCCGUCUGGUACUGGCCCUUUGCCACGAUCCGGUUGCCAGAUGACCACCACCCAGGAUGGUAGCAUCAUCAUCUAUGGUGGUUAUUCAAAGCAGAGAAUAAAGAAGGACGUGGAUAAAGGCACGGUGCACACAGACAUGUUCUUACUGAAGGUGGAGGGUGCAGACAAAUGGUUGUGGUCCAGGCUGAACCCGUCCGGUGUAAAGCCCACCCCCAGGACUGGCUUUUCCAUGGCUGUCGGGCCCAACAACCGCAGUGUCCUGUUUGGAGGGGUCUAUGAUGAGGAAGAAGAGGAAAGCAUUGAAGGAGACUUCUUUAACGAUAUCUACUUCUAUGACCAGGGGAAGAAUCGGUGGUUCACCGGCCAGAUUAAGAGAGCUAAAUCGGAGCGCAAAAGGAGGCGGCGUGCGGACAGGAAUGUGGAGGCUGAACCAUCUGGGAGCGACGAGGCUGGAGCGCAGAGUCCACCAGAGCCCAUUGAAGUUAUAAAGGAAAUCGUGGCUGAAGACGGGACAGUGAUGACCAUCAAACAGGUCAUCUCCAGCCAGGUGGCCUCAGCCAGUGACGAGGACGAGAGCAGCGGAGAUGAGGACCAGGAGGAAGCCACAGGGCCACAGGUGGAGCCAUGCCCACGAUCCAACUCCAUGAUAGCUGCCAAGCAAGGGAUCCUGUAUGUAUACGGGGGGAUGUUUGAAGUUGGCGACCGCCAGUUCACGUUAAAUGACCUAUACAGCCUCGAUCUGCACAAGAUGGAAGAAUGGAAAGUGCUAGUGGAAAUGGACCCAAAGACGCAAGAAUGGUUGGACGAGUCAGACUCUGAUGACAAUGAAGAGGAGGAGGCAGAAGGCGCAGAGGGAGGAGCUGAAGAGGAGGAUGAUGAAGAGGAUGAAAGUGAGGAGGACAGUGGUGAAGAGCAUCACCCGCCGGUGGAGCCCCACGAGAAGUACUCUGAUUACUUGCCCCGGACAGAGCAGUACUGGAUUCAAAUUGCCCGAAGCAACAUGGGCGCUGAAGCCAAAGAAAAGAAAGUUGUAAAAGUGGCGCACGCCAUGGCACAGACGUUUUACGAAUUUAAGGAUAAAUAGUCCGGGGCGAAGAGCAAGUGCCAUGUUCUUUGGAACUUCCGUUGCGGGAGACUCCUUACAUGCUCCAAAGGGAGAUGCCCAAACAUAAAUAUGAUAUGGAAAAUAACUGGGCCGUCUUUACGCCGCAGACCUCUUCCCCUUAUUAUCAGAGUGGAGGCAGCCAUAUCAUAGCCUAAAACAUAUUCACCAUUACCCAGAGGCAUCACUGUAACAGCAUCCUCGUUAACCCACAAAAUGGCUGCCUCCAGUGUAUGUGAGUGGCAGUUAGGCCUUAAGUGUGCUCUCAGAUUUCUUUUUGGAAACCAAAUGAAUGUGAAAUCUUUAUUGGACUCUCAAAUGAUCGGUUUAUGUUAUCGACGGUCUUUUUUUUUUUUUUUUUUGGUCCCUUUCCAGACUCCCUGAUUAAUCCCUGCAACCUCUCCAGUGGCUGUAAUAAGUACCUGACAGUGGCGUGUCUGAAUCAACGUGACUCGGCAUAAACCCUGCCUGCCUCUCCCUGCUGACGGCUGCCUCUCUGUAUUCAUGGUGUUUUGCCAGCUGCAAAAAUGUAACCCUUGCCAUGUCUCAGCAAAUUUUAUUUCGUCAUGUGACUCCUUACACUGGAGAAAAAAUAGACUGUGUACAUUUGGCAUCGUGAUGUAAAGCCAGAAUCAAAAUAAAAAAAAAAUCUUUAUUUCAGAUA
Messenger RNA from Pseudophryne corroboree (corroboree frog), 2543 nucleotides. It is a transcript of the gene KLHDC4, whose product is annotated as kelch domain containing 4. The coding region runs from base 113 to 1861 and encodes 582 amino acids. Gene Ontology annotation, molecular function: protein binding. The record is from RefSeq and is a predicted model, not a curated record. NCBI's taxonomy places the organism in Eukaryota, Metazoa, Chordata, Amphibia, Anura, Myobatrachidae. The transcript is spliced from 12 exons.